UGCAAAAAGUCAGCAGACGUCGUUUGGUUUCCGGUGUUCUUUCAGUUGAUCAGUUUUAUUUAAUGCCGCCGUUUCCGAUCGAUGUUUUAACAGAAAAGUUUAUUAAUUGUCGAUUAAAUGAAUGAAUAAGUGAGCGAAGACCUUUACCUUCACGAAAUAAAUGCAUUUGUGAAGUUAGAAGACAUCCUAAAGGCUCGAAGCCAUCCUGUAAGAUAAAAGAUCUAAAAAUAUGAUUACUCUAUCAAAAAAAAUGAAAAAGUCAUCUGAAGAUCAUCAGGAAGAUAAUGAUUUAACGGCAGGAAAGCGCAUAUCUAUACGAGAUAAACUACUAGUUAAAGAAGUUCAAGAUAUGCAUAGUAAUUUGCCAUCUACAUGUGAAGUCACCUUUGAAAAUCCAGAUGAACUUCAUAAAUUCAGUUUAGUUGUCAGUCCUGAUGAAGGUUAUUGGGAAGAAGGAUGCUUUAGUUUUAGUAUAGAAGUUCCAGAAGAUUAUAAUAUGGUGCCUCCAAAGGUAAAAUGUACUACGCGGUUAUGGCAUCCAAACAUUAGUGAAGAUGGUGAUAUUUGUUUGAGUUUGCUACGAGAGAGUUCUAUAGAUGGCUUAGGUUGGGCACCUACAAGAACUUUAAAAGAUGUCGUGUGGGGUCUUAAUUCACUUUUCACAGAUUUAUUAAAUUUUGAAGAUCCAUUAAACAAUGAAGCUGCAGAACAUUUUCAAAAAGAUAAGGAAGGAUUUAAAUCUAAAGUAAAAGAAUAUGUGCAAAAGUAUGCCAAGAGAUGAAAUUU
This is a messenger RNA of Centruroides sculpturatus (bark scorpion), 786 nucleotides long. RefSeq names its product NEDD8-conjugating enzyme UBE2F-like. The transcript is spliced from 7 exons. The record is from RefSeq and is a predicted model, not a curated record. Bases 230 to 781 code for a protein of 183 amino acids. Lineage: Eukaryota; Metazoa; Arthropoda; Arachnida; Scorpiones; Buthidae.